This is a messenger RNA of Carassius auratus (goldfish), 4070 nucleotides long. RefSeq names its product neuroendocrine convertase 1-like. Gene Ontology annotation, molecular function: serine-type endopeptidase activity. The record is from RefSeq and is a predicted model, not a curated record. Gene Ontology annotation, biological process: peptide hormone processing. The transcript has 14 exons. The coding region runs from base 572 to 2866 and encodes 764 amino acids. Gene Ontology annotation, cellular component: membrane; neuron projection. Lineage: Eukaryota; Metazoa; Chordata; Actinopteri; Cypriniformes; Cyprinidae.
ACCUUCUCCUUAUCACUUCCGAUUUAUUAGUCUCAGGCUAAUGAUGUAUUGAUUUGUACAGAUGUAUAAACAACGACAUUAUAAAUUCCAACCAAGUUCUGGGAGGGUUUGGCGAACAUUAGUGCGGAAUUAACCUUGUAUUCAUUCUCUCAGAUUUCAUGUUUUCAACAAAAGCUUCCAUUCCUGCUCCAUUUCUAAGUGUAAAAAUGCUCAUCGACUAUUUAUAGAGAAGCAUUCCCCUCCUCUUCCAUGCGCAAUUCACCCCGCCCGACUCCCCCGGGACCCGAGCAUCCCACCCCAGGUAGAAAUUGACGUCAGAGCGGUUCGUAAUUUGACGUGUAAACAUCCCUUCCCCUUCCACGACUCUCUCAUUGGUGGCUCUCCAUGCGCGUUCAAUUACUCGCUCACGCUGCAUUAGAAUUAACAGGAGAACAUAGCGUUUACCAAGGAAGCUGAACUGAUAUUUCUUGUUUUUACAUAUUUUUAUUUAUUUAUUAACUUUUUUCUAUUUAACUGUUUUUAUCCAUCGUGAUCAUCCAAGUCAUUUUUAAGUGGUUGUAAUUGACUGGAAAUGGAAGAAAGAUGUCGUCCAAUGUUGCUGUGCGGUGUUCUUGCUCUGUUCUGUGCGCUGGUUUCCUCAGCUGUGGACAGACAGUAUCUGAACGAAUGGGCGGUGGAGAUUCCAGGAGGACUCGACAAUGCCCGAUCCAUCGCCGACGAGCUCGGCUACGAUUUAGUCCGACAGAUUGGGGCACUGGAACACCAUUAUUUAUUCAAGCGGCACAGUCACCCUAGCAGGACCAAAAGAAGUGCGGCUCAUAUCACCAAACGUCUGUCAGAAGAUGACAGGGUGUCUUGGGCUGAACAGCAGUAUGAGAAACGGAGGGCCAAACGCGCCCCGCUGGGGGCCGAAUGUAAGGACUGCUCUGUAGACAAACUCUUCGAUGACCCCAUGUGGAACCAACAGUGGUAUCUGCAAGACACCCGGACGUCAUCAUCCCUCCCCAAACUGGACCUGCACGUGAUCCCGGUCUGGAAGAAGGGCAUUACGGGCAAAGGAGUGGUCAUCACCGUACUGGAUGACGGUCUGGAGUGGAACCACACCGACAUUUACCCUAACUAUGAUCCUGCUGCUAGCUAUGAUUUUAAUGACAACGAUCCCGAUCCCUUUCCCAGAUACGACUCCACCAAUGAAAACAAGCAUGGUACCAGAUGUGCUGGAGAGAUUGCCAUGCAAGCAGACAACAACAAAUGUGGUGUUGGAGUGGCUUACAACUCAAAAGUGGGAGGCAUUCGAAUGCUGGAUGGAAUCGUGACAGAUGCCAUCGAAGCCAGUUCUAUUGGCUUUAACCCUGAUCACGUUGACAUCUACAGUGCUAGCUGGGGCCCUAACGAUGAUGGAAAAACAGUGGAGGGACCUGGGCGUCUGGCCCAGAAAGCUUUUGAGUACGGUAUCCAGAAGGGUCGUGGUGGGAAGGGCUCCAUUUUCGUCUGGGCAUCCGGUAACGGUGGUCGUCAGGGUGACAACUGCGAUUGUGAUGGAUACACGGACAGUCUGUACACCAUCUCCAUCAGCAGCGCAUCCCAGCAGGGUUUGUCUCCCUGGUACGCUGAGAAAUGCUCCUCUACGCUGGCCACGGCCUACAGCAGUGGGGACUACACCGACCAGAGGAUAACUAGUGCAGAUUUGCACAAUGAAUGCACAGAGACGCACACUGGGACGUCUGCAUCUGCCCCAUUGGCUGCAGGGAUAUUUGCUCUGUCUUUGGAGCAAAAUCCUGAUCUGACCUGGCGAGACCUUCAGCACUUGGUGGUUUGGACGUCUGAGUUUGAUCCCCUGGCUAAUAACCCAGGUUGGAAAAGGAAUGGAGCUGGAUUGAUGGUCAACAGUCGAUUUGGGUUUGGUCUCCUGAACGCCAAAGCCCUAGUAGACUUGGCCGAUCCCAAAAUCUGGAAGCACGUUCCCGAGAAGAAACAGUGUAUUGUCAGAGAUGAGACAUUCCAACCAAGACCAUUGAAAGCUGCAGGUGAGAUAUCCAUUGAGAUCCCCACUAAGGCCUGUGCAGGACAGGUGAAUUCUAUUGGAUCUUUGGAGCAUGUGCAGGUGGAGGUCAGCAUUGAGUACACACGGAGAGGAGACCUACACAUCACACUUACUUCUCCAUCAGGUACCACCACAGUCCUGCUGGCAGAGAGAGAGAGGGAUACGUCAGCCAACGGUUUCCGAAACUGGGCCUUCAUGUCCGUGCACACCUGGGGAGAAAACCCCACUGGCACUUGGACCCUGAAGAUUACAGAUACGUCUGGACGGAUAGAGAAUGAGGGUCAUAUUAUGAAUUGGAAGUUGAUUUUGCACGGGACGUCUGAGAAGCCAGAGCACAUGAAGGCGGCAAGGGUUUACAUGCCCUACAAUGCCGUACAAAAUGAUCGUAGAGGAGUGGAACCGAUGGAAGACAUGAUCAAGGAAGCUCCGACUCCAGCUCAGAAACCUGAAGUUUCAAGUCCAGUGGUCCCAGACUCACUCCCACCUGCUGCUUCCAUCAGUGUCCAUGAAGAAAAUCCAGAAGCCCCAGGCUCCUCCACUGCAAAUCUGGCCCUGCUGCGUCUCCUCCAGUCAGCCUUCAACAGGCAAACCCCAGUGGUUCCUCCGCACACUCUGGUGGUUCCUCCCAAGACCUUGCAGCCCGAGAAGAUCCCCCCACAGAAGCUUUACCAGGCCCUCGACCGGCUAAACCGCUAUAGGGGCUCCGAGAACGGCUUAUUUGGUGACUACAGUGACAACUUCUACAGAGCCCAACCGUACAGGCACAGAGAUGACCGGCUGCUGCAGGCACUGUUUGACAUGCUUGGAGACGACCAGCAGUGAGACAGGAACAGGGUAAAAGAAGCGGGAUGCCCUGCUGAAAAGACUAGCUCAUGGUUCCCAUGCAGCUCUCUCAGUUUUGGUAGUGGAGCAGCAUGUUAAACUGGUCUUGGUGGUUCAACUGAGUGAGUUAUGCACUGCAACAUCUCAAACUAGCUGCUAUGCUAGUCUUUUCAGCAGGAUAAAGGGGCAAGAAAGGAAGUAAGAAACUUGAAAUAAAAAGCAUUUUGUUCUCUUCCAGACAAGCUUGUUUUUAUCUGCACAUGUAGUUAUGAACUAUAAGAAUCCUACGGCCUGUGUCUGUCAGUGUGAGUGUUUGUAUAUCCGUGGUGAACAGCCAGCUGUAUUUGUCCCUCAGUUUUGAACCAGGUUGCUAAGAUAUAAAACCAUUGACAGGACAAAUUAUGGCAUCUCAUGCCCUUUGCCCUCUUGUUGAUUUUUCUCAUGUUGCCUUCGCUACCACCAACCUUUGCAUGCUAUAAAAAGUUUACAUUAGGAUGUUAAGAAAAUAUUGUACUAUAAAGAGCGUGAUUGUAAAUUGUAACUAAAGUCUUUGCACAAUCAGUUUAAAGGGAUAGUAUACCGAAAAAUGAUAAAUGUAAUUUACUCACCCUCAUGUCUUUCCAAACAUGUACAUGUUUUUGUUUUUUUUGGCUGAACACAAAAGAAAAUACUUUGAAAAAUAUUGAUAGCCAAACUGGUAACUUUCAUAGUAUUUUUGUUGAUAUUAUGGGAGUCGAUGGGACCCAAAUCUAUUUCAAAAUAUCUUAUUUUGUGUUCCAAAAAAAGAGGAAAAGAAAGUCAUACAUGUUUUGAAUUACAUUAAAGUAAGUAAAUAUUUUUUUAUUUUAAGUUGACGUGAAAUCAAAUCUGACCCGAUGUACUUUCUCAAUGUACUUUCUUAGUGUCACUGAGCACGAUUCGUUAGUGCACACUAUUCCAAAUAAAUAAAUGUUUGUCUUAAUAUUUUAACUAAAUUUAACUCGCUCUCCACCUCUGAAAGGACUUGCCUUUUUGACUGAUGUCAAAAAUGUAUUACAUUUUUCAGUGGAUUGUAACACACUUUUCACAAAUCAAAUCAAUAAUUAAAAUAGUAUGUUAUUCGGUUUCCUGUGGACCCCUUUAACAAUAAUGAUAAUAAUGAUCUUUUAUUUCAGUUGGCAAAAUUUAAAAUUUUUAUUUAGUUUAAAUUGAAAUACUAAAUAAC